UUGCUGUAACUGACAACGUAUUAUUGUUGUUAUUAUUUUCCAUGCCUUAUCAUAGUCGUCGUUAUAUUUGCGUGAGCUGCAAAAUUUAUCGGAAAAAGCGACAGCACAACGAUUGCUGUGCGAGCGGGGGUGCUCUCGGUAAUUAGAUUGUCCGGCCAGAAAGGUAAAACGCAUAGGAGUUGCAAGGAUUGUGCAAUCGGGCUGACAGCGGUAGUGGUGUUCCGUUGCCGGAGCACGGAAGUUGGUACUCUGGUGUCAUCACCGCGUUGCAGAUUGCGUAGUGGAACACGCCCAAACAACAACCAAAACAAAAGCAAUAUGUCUGCAGAGUCCGCUGUCUACGAGGCGCUUCAGUACGCCUGCAGCCAGGAUGCUCAGAUGCUGAAACCGGCCGAACAGAAGCUGGCCGAGUGGGAAGUACAGCCCGGCUUUCAUCUCACGCUGGUUAACAUAUUCUCCAACCAAUCCCUCGACGCCGGUGUACGAUGGAUGGCUUCGCUGUACUUUAAAAACGGCGUACUAAAGUAUUGGCGAAAUAAUGCUCCAAACGGAAUAUCUCGUGAGGAGAAACAGGAAAUAAAAAGAUUGCUGCUAAUGAAAUUCAACGAACCUGUACAGCAGAUCGCAGUUCAAAUAGCGGUCCUAAUAGCGAACAUCUGCCGAUACGAUGGACCACAGGAAUGGAAAGAGCUCAUACCGACGGUGAUAAAAGCAGUCCAGAGUGAGGAGAUGGUCGAACAGCAUCGGGGCUUGCUGGUGUUGCUACACAUUAUCAAGGUGCUGUGCUCGAAGCGUAUUCCGCGCGAUCGUCAGCAAUUUCAAAACAUUGCCGUCACAUGGUACGACUUUGUGCUGAAUCUCUGGGAAGGCUUUACGCAGCUGUUCUUUACCAACAUCUGCGAGCAGAAUUGUGCCAUCGAGGUGUGUGCGGCCAAUCUAGAGAAGGCCAUCUUCUCGCUACGCAUACUGAAAAAGCUCACGAUCUACGGUAUAGUUGAUCCGCUCAAGUCGGAAGGCUGUAUGAUGCUGAUACGGGUCAUGUUCCAACGGUUGAAGGAUCUGCUCGAGUGUCGCAUGCGCGUGAAACGUAUGCUGCGCGAAGCGGAAAGCAAUGCAACGUCCGGCACAAUGAACAAUGAAGCAAUAGAGAUUAUGCGCAAGCUUACGGCCAAUCUGGACAAGUUUAUCGUUAAGCACAUGAAGUUCCUGAACCUUUUCUACGAGACGCACCCGGACGUGUUUUCACCCUUCGUACCGAUAUCGUUUGAGUUUUGCUUUAACUACGUGUUCCACGAGGGCACGAAUCUGAUCUUCGAGGACAAUGUAAUCACAUUUCCCAACUUUGCCAUUCAGUGCCUCUGCUUGCUGAAGGGAAUACUGUCACCGAAUGCAACCAAGCUAGAUUUGCUACCGCGCGCAUCGAAUCAUCUUGCCGGCGAAGCAAAAGAGCGUGUAAACAGUGCCAAGGUGGACUUUUUUACGCGCGAACGUUUAAGCUACAUAUUCGAGAAGCUCAUAAUGCACUACUUCCUCCUAACGCCGGAUGAAUUUGAGCAAUGGGAUACGGACCCGGAAGCGUACACAUCCGAUGAGGGUGGCGAUUCCUGGAAAUAUAAUCUGCGUUCGUCUGCCGAAGCGUUCUACAUGAUCCUCUUCCAAAAGUUCAGUGUAACGAUGAUCGAGGAGCUGCGCAAAUACAUACUGAAGUCUCAAUCGAUAACUCUCACAGAAAACACCGAUAUGAACGAUUUGCUGAUAAAGGAUUCGAUCUAUAAUGCAACCGGACUGGCGGCAUUCAUUCUGUUUGAUGAGGUUAACUUUGACGAAUGGUUCACUCGGCAGUUGCUCGAAGAACUGAAGUUUAAAUCCCACAACUUCCGGAUCAUCCGCAAGCGCAUCAUCUGGCUUGUCGGGCAAUGGACCUGCGUUAGGUUCUCCAAAGCGUUACGCCCUCAAGUGUACCAGGCCUGUUUAGAGCUGCUACAACCUUCGGAGGAUUUGGCCGUUCGUUUGACUGCUUCCAAAAGCUUACGCAGCAUCAUGGAUGACUUUGAGUUUGUGGCCGAGCAGUUUGUGGAGUUUCUCGAACCAACGAUCGCGCUGCUGUUCGGGCUGCUAAAGGAAGCGGUCGAGUGCGAAACGAAAAUGACCAUACUGUACGUAAUGUCGUUCAUCAUCGAAAAGAUGUCCAUGUCCAUACGGAUCGAUGUGCAGAGCCUGGUGCAGUAUUUACCGCUACUGUGGGAAGAAAGCCGCGAACAUAAUAUGCUUCGCUGUGCAAUUAUUUCCACCUUGUUGCAAAUAAUAAAAGCCUUGUACGAAAUACCCUCAUCGGAACCGAUCGUUGCAUUUAUCUAUCAGAUCAUAGAGAUGAGUACGAAUGUGAACGAUCCGUCGCACGUGUAUCUGCUGGAGGAAGGACUGGAACUGUGGGUUGUGGUUGUGCAUUACAGUCGCACGAUGAACCAGGAGUUGCUUAAUCUAUGUGAAAAUAUAGUACCUCUAAUACAGCAAUCAUCUAGCAAUAUGAACAUAUGUUUGGCAAUAGUGCAGGCGUACGUGUUUCUCGGGGCAGAAGUAUUUCUUCCACGGUACGGUCAGGAAAUUGUCAAGACGUGCCAAUACUUGUUGACGGAUUUACGCGUGGACGGUGUUGUGUUGAUAAAUCGCUUCUUCCUCACGCUGCUACAAACGGUACCAAAGUUUGCCAUCGAUUUGCUCCGACCAUAUCUGGUGGAAGUGUUUCGAUCGUACUACCAGCAUACGAAUUUCCCGCAAGUGUUGCAGAUGUACCUGCAGAUCAUGUCGCGCGUGUUGGUCAACGAUCAGGUAACGUUCAGUGUCGUACUUUCCGAAACGGGGGCACAAGAUGCGCUGGAAAAAAUAUUAACCGCCUGGCUGGAAGAUAUGCGGCGGGUAACGGCACUGGAGGAACGCAAGCUGCUAGCGUUGGCCUUGAGCAGCUUGCUGACUGUUUCCAACGAUGUGAUUUUUAAGAACUUUACCGGCAUCAUUACCAACGUUACCGAGGUGUUGAACGAUGUAAUGGACGUGUGCUCUCAGGAUACGUUAGUGGACUCGCUAGUCAUCGAUGAUGAAAAUAAGGACAAUAUAGGCGUGACACUGUUCGGGUAUGGAUUUAUCGAUUCCGAUAUGGUACAAGAGGAAACGCCCCAUUUUAGCCGCUGUCGAGCGUUUUGCUUGCACGAUCCAACGCAUGUGAUUGUGUUGAAAGACUAUCUACAGAAUCAGCUUGUAGUACUGAAAAACACAAUCGGCGAUGAACGAUACCAAUCGCUGAUGACAUCCGUCGAUCCGCAAACACUGCAGGAGUUGAAAAACUUUAUCGUGCUCGGGAUCGAACUAACGGCCGGGAUUGAUGAUGGUGCAUAGCGUGAAUCGGAACAAAUGGCCACCCGCUAUGCUUGGCGUUGUACGCUACGAUCAUGAUAUGCAUCGUAUAUAUAUUUUUUUGUGCAGCUAGAAUGAAAUUCCCUCGUGUACACAAUCACCUACACACGCGUGCAUGUCCCCUUGUAUUGCUGCUGUCACCCCCCCCCCCUUUAUUCGUUUUCCGUAUGCCCGAGUAUACAGUUCUCGCUUCCGUGGUACGGCGUGGUGGCGAUCGUCUGUGCACUUCGUAAUUCUCUGGGAUUUUUGACUAAUUUAUAUUUGAACUGCUUAUGACACAAAAACACACAUCGAUAUUAUUAUUAGCUUCAUCUUCCUGGACUGUUUGUGUUAAAUAUUGAAUUAUUUAAUAAAUUGCACGUCCCAAUUACCGAUGGUAACUGCAUGCGAUUAGCGUAUCUUCCGGUCGCUGUGGCAUUUAAACCGUGCUAUAAUGUUUAAAUGUUUCUACAGCUACAGAGGAAAACAAAACACAAGAAAAAGGAAAUGUUACCGAUCCGUUACGUAGAGAAAAGCAAACGAUAUCACAAACUGUUGAUUCAUUUUCGAUGUAAUUAUAAUGUUAUAAUGUACGUGCGUCAUUUAUUUGAAUUUCGUAUAAUUAUCCUGCAACAACCGUUUUGCCAGCUUGCGGAAAAAAUCACACUUUUUACACUGUAAUAUUUUUAUCAUGUACUGAAUUUAUGCUUCCGGAAAAAUAUAACUGAAAAAACAGAUAAAUAAAAGUGAAGCACGUGCGUGGUUACGCGUUUCGUGCAAAAGAGACUUCUAAUGUAA
This is a messenger RNA of Anopheles funestus (African malaria mosquito), 4188 nucleotides long. RefSeq names its product importin-11 (gene Impbeta11). Lineage: Eukaryota; Metazoa; Arthropoda; Insecta; Diptera; Culicidae. Gene Ontology annotation, cellular component: nuclear envelope; cytosol. Gene Ontology annotation, molecular function: small GTPase binding. Gene Ontology annotation, biological process: protein import into nucleus. Bases 319 to 3393 code for a protein of 1024 amino acids. The transcript has 12 exons. The record is from RefSeq and is a predicted model, not a curated record.